UCAGUCGCUUUAAUUCGCUCUAUACCGUCCUUAACCAGUAACUCAGCGAGUCGUCCUAGAAUCUCGUACAACGUUUGUGAGUGUCUUUAUUAUCUUUUAUUUUGUUUUUACGUUUUUCCAAUUUCUUUGCGUAUAAUUGUAGUAACUUAUAAUUUGUAACUUUAUUUUAGCAACUGCUUCAAUUUUUCUCUUCGCUUCGAUUCUUUGGUUUGUUUCGUUUUGUUUAGAAGUAUACAUAUUGAAGAGCGUGUUUUGGACACGUAGGGGUAUUUUCGGCCAUUGUACACAGUCUGCUCGUUUUAUUUUGAUCUGUAGUAAAAGCCAUAAAAUUUCAAAUGAUAUCAUUUUCACUUUUAGAAGUGAGCAGGCUAAUACGAUUAUAGGCAUUUGUUUUAACUAACUUUCUCUAAGUACAUAGAAGAAAAUAAAUCGCAAAAGGACUGGGGCCAAAACAGUUUAUGUCACACUUGCGAAAGGUUUGUUGUCACCUUUGAAGGAUGAUGCAAGACUUGCUUCACCCACACCAAGAGCAGAAAUUGCAAACGUUAUCAUAAAAAAUACUUGAUUUUGAGAAAGUCAGGUUACUAGGGCACCCACUAAUAUCACCAAUAUUGCUGAUGGGUUCACCUUGGCUAAAGAUGUAAUCAUUAUUAUAUUAUUAUUAUCAAGGUGUGGAUGCGAUAACUGAGAAAGGGAUACAGCCUGUGGCAAACUCUCAAAUAAAGAGAGACAUUGGCGUUAUUCGAGUGAAAUUCCAGCAAAACGUGAUAUACCAGACCGGUGUCUUAAUCGAUCGUGACAGUCUCCUGACCGGGUGGUAGUCGGUCGUUGAAGACGUAUACUUCUCUGUGCGUUUUUGCUCGUCG
Molecule: messenger RNA, 866 nt
Organism: Pocillopora meandrina
Lineage: Eukaryota; Metazoa; Cnidaria; Anthozoa; Scleractinia; Pocilloporidae
Source: the annotation of a GenBank genome assembly